This is a messenger RNA of Penicillium chermesinum, 834 nucleotides long. RefSeq names its product cleavage and polyadenylation specificity factor subunit 5. Lineage: Eukaryota; Fungi; Ascomycota; Eurotiomycetes; Eurotiales; Aspergillaceae. Bases 1 to 834 code for a protein of 277 amino acids. Gene Ontology annotation, molecular function: mRNA binding. The record is from RefSeq and is a predicted model, not a curated record. The transcript has 4 exons. Gene Ontology annotation, cellular component: mRNA cleavage factor complex.
AUGGCGGCCACCACUGCGACGACCACCCGGAGCAGUCGUCCACCGAUCGUCCCCAAGGACUUCUCCGCGCAGCAACCCGAAACAAUUCGCUUGUACCCUCUAUCGAACUACACUUUCGGCACGAAGGAAACCCAGCCUGAAGAGGACCCUUCUGUUCUAGCGCGCUUGAAGAGACUUGAGGAACACUAUGAAAUCCAUGGCAUGCGACGUACCUGCGAAGGUGUUCUGGUGUGCCAUGAACACAACCACCCACAUGUGCUGAUGCUGCAAAUUGCCAAUGCCUUUUUCAAGCUCCCCGGCGACUAUGUGCACCACGACGACGGCGAAAUCGAAGGAUUCAAGAAACGCCUGAAUGAACGCUUAGCCCCCGUGGGAUCGCAAUUUUCUGGCGAGGGUGUUAACGAGGACUGGGAUAUUGGCGACACUUUGGCCCAAUGGUGGCGGCCAAACUUUGAAACCUUCAUGUAUCCCUUCCUCCCCGGCCAUGUCACCCGGCCCAAGGAGUGCAAGAAGCUCUACUUCAUCCAGCUCCCCAAGAAGAAGGUUCUUUCAGUCCCAAAGAAUAUGAAGCUGCUUGCAGUGCCCCUCUUCGAGCUCUACGACAACACAGCCCGUUAUGGCCCUCAGCUUUCCGCAAUCCCUCACCUGCUCUCUCGGUACAACUUCGAAUUUGUCGACGAGAAUGACAACGUGGUGGCUGUUACGCCCGGGACACCUUUAGGCGAGAACCAAAUCCCCCGCGUCAAAGUGCUCGCAGGCGAGGAUGAUGGGCAGGACACCGGAAUGACGGACGUGGGUACGGAUGGAGAGAAAGCACCUGAAAUGCAGCAGUAG